Molecule: messenger RNA, 6036 nt
Organism: Phaedon cochleariae (mustard beetle)
Lineage: Eukaryota; Metazoa; Arthropoda; Insecta; Coleoptera; Chrysomelidae
Source: the annotation of a GenBank genome assembly
GAAACAGUGACUACACGAAACGAGUAACGACGACGAAUCACAAAAACUUAACCUAAAAUUCCAUGUUGUUAUCGUGUUAUCGAACGACCUGAAAAAUGAAAAUAUGAAAAUUUUUCAAAUUUCUCAUGUAACGCUCACUUUUCUUAUGCUUUGAAAAAAAUUCGGAAUGCAAAAGCCGAGGCAAAAGCAUAACCUCUUAUAAUUUUCCUUGAAAUGCUUUAAAUCGUUAUGUAGUAUUCCAAAAUCGUUCCUGUAAUGGAUAACCAGUAGGUAUAAUAAUAUUUUAGGUACUUAAAAACUAUUAUAAUGGCUGUGAGAAGCUGGAUGAUCAGGCAUCAAAUGCAAAUUAUUAGAUCUGGCAGAUACAAUACAGUAAAACAAAACAGACAGGAAGAUGUACUGGCAUCAUUACAAAAUUUGUCUGCUCAAGAAUGUUUCAAGAAAUUGCUGUCUACAAUCUGCCAAGAGGAUGUAGAUGAAUCUGUUUUAUUCAACCAUCUGAAUGCUCUGUUGAAAUUGACUUUGAGACAUGAGAACAGCUUAGACAAGAUUGGCUAUCAUAUAGAAGACUUGUUGUGCUGCCUGAGGAUUUGUUUAACACAUGUAUCUGCCCAGAUAAGAUCAACAGGACUACGAUGUAUACGACUUGUGCUUAAAUCAGAAAAUGAUAUUGUACAUAUGAAUAAUUUAUUGAUACCCUAUUUAUUAACCAGAUCUUUAGAUCUUAUAUCAAGGAAUGAUGGUGAGAGGAUAGAGGCUAUGAAAUUAAUCAGGAAAGCACUCAUUAUUUCACCUGCCAGUUUUGAUAUGUCAUUGGCAAGGUGCCUGGUGUCUUUGGCAUAUGAAGGUACUGAGGCAAAGGAUAGGAUGCUCAGAAUCUGCUUAGCUACCCUUUCAGAAUUAGGUGUUUUGAAUCCUAAGUUAUUCAUUAUAUCAGGUGGUGUGACAGCUUUAUCUAGAAACUUGUUGGAGUGCCAAACACCCAAGAUAGCAGAGAGUCUAUGUGGAGUUUUAUUGCUUUUAUUAGACAAGCCUUUCACUAGAUUUGCAGCAGCUGUAGAUUUACACUGUGCUGCAGCCCCUUUUUGUGAUUUUCACUACAAGCAUGGCACCAAGGAUAAAAACAAGAGAGAUGAGCGUGAAUUGAGGUUGAACUGUGGCAGGCUAGCUAUGUUGACCAUCUUGAGAAGUUGGUCAGGUAUCUUGCAUUUCUGCAGUCCAAAUGAUAAAGGUGGAUUCAGGUCUAUUGUUGAGGUUCUGUAUUUGCCACAACUAGAAGUGAGGAAAUCAGUAUUAGAUUUGCUAUACGAACUGUUGGGACUGCCUCAGCCCGAAUGGACCGACGAACUGUCAGUGGCCCUCUGCGCGGUGGACCCUUGCGAGCCUCAGUCGUCGUGGAGGCUGAACGAAGGGUUCGUCGUGGCAGAGGGCAGAUCGGUGCUUCCCCACUUGGCCAAAACCACCCCCAGUACCACCGACAUGCAUUUGGCGCUGCUGCUGUACUGCUUCUUGGAGAACGGGCUGUUGGCGGCUCUGACCGAGGUUAUCGCCACCAGUGAUACUUUCAUUUGCGUUAGGGCUUCCGUGCUUCUAGGUGAACUGUUGAGGCUCAUCCAAGUAUUACUGCCACCUGGUUGUUGUAACUUAUCACCCUCUCUACCUUUACUUCUAGAAUAUGCUACUAGGAGUAAGCCACAGGCUAUAGCUGCUAUUACAGCUCUUGAACAGCUCCAUAUGCUGAUGAAAAGGAGACCAGCCUCUUAUAGUCUGCAUUUGGAUUAUAUCAUAAGAAAUAGUUACUACAAGAGAAUGGAGAAUAAGAAUGUUAGAAGCAACAGAAUUAAACAGGGUAGUGGUUUUCAAAAGAAACUACAUCAGCUUGUAUUGAGAGAUGGAGAUGAUGCUGUAAAAGAGACUGGUGUAUUGCUCAGUAACGACGCUUAUACUUGGGAUUGGAAUCUGAUAAAUAUCAUACUCAAGGGCGAGAACAAUGCGAAAAUCGAUCUGUUCGACUCGUCCCACCGCACUUUCGUCAAGAAACUCCUAGAGUUCUACAUGCCCUCGAAGAACAAAUACUCCCACAUGGACCUCGGCACCUCUAGGUCCUCCGUAGUCUACACCACUGCGGGCAUAGAACUGAUCAAUUUCCUCACCGAGCUCAAAGAGCCGGAUUUCAACGGACUGAAGCCGCUGAACAUGAUCCUGGACCUGUUCAAGGACAUCCUGAGCAACAUCGAUGCCAUCACGACGAGCAGGAAUGUUCAUGAUUGCCUUUUCAGUCCCCAGCAUAUGGUCAACACGCAGUGCCAGAGCUAUUUUCUGUUUAUCGGCCAGUUUUCCAGGAGCGAUGUUGGUGUCAAGGUGUUGGAGAAUAUAAGCAUGUUUAAAAAGUUGAAAGAACUGGCGACUACGACGAACCACGACUGCUACGUGAAACUGAUAAUAUCUUCGUUGGAGUACAUAUUUCCUGGGCAAUGUCGGGAAAUCCUGGAAGCAGUUUUGACCUGCAGCUCUGAAUCUUCCCGGCUGUUAAAAGAACUGGCGACUACGGCGAACCACGACUGCUACGUGAAACUGAUAAUAUCUUCGUUGGAGUACAUAUUUUUUGGUCCAUGCCGGGAAAUCCUGGAAGCAGUUUUGACCUGCAGCUCUGAAUCUUCCCGGCUGUUGAAAGAACUGGCGACUACGACGAACCACGACUGCUACGUGAAACUGAUAAUAUCCUCGUUGGAGUACAUAUUUCCCGGGCCAUGUCGGGAAAUCCUGGAAGCAGUUUUGACCUGCAGCUCUGAAUCUUCCCGGCUGUACGCCACGCAAUUCCUGCACAUUUUGCUGAGGAGCGGCAACCCGCUUUUCUCGACGUGGGGGGUGAAGCUGCUGGUCGAUCGUCUGUUCGAUAAAUCGCGAGCGAUCUAUUUGUCUGCUUUGGCAACGUUGCACGAGGCGUGCGAAGUGACUGAUUGCCUGCAGGCUCUUAUUGAUAUCGAUCCCGACUUGAAAAGGCUCGGCGAAAGGGGUUCGCUGCUGUCGAUCAGGUUCCUUUCGAUGGAGAGCGGCUUCGAAAAAGCGACGAAAGACAAAGUGCUGGAGGAACUGAAGAAGUGGGACGAGCACUUCGUAUACAGGUACGUGAAACUGGUGGAGGGUGACAUCUCCGACGCAUUGACGCUGCACCAGCGCAACGAAGACGGCAGGUACGACAAGCGAGCCAGUUCUCUAAGGAACGCCAACAAGCGGGACGUGUUCCUGCCGCCGCACCUGUACGGCCAGCUGAGUCAACAUGCGCGCGGGUUCGAGGUGCUCAUCGAUCAGGAACGCGUCGAAAAAAUUGUCGACGUGAUCAAAAAAGCGAGAUGCAACACCGACGACCACAUCCUCGAACUGAAAGCCUCCGUCUGGUCGGUGGGUCACGUGGGCAGCUCCCGCCGCGGCUACGACUACCUCGCCGCCUUCGGCAUACCCGACCGCAUCAUCGCUCUGGCCACCAAGGCUACCGUCUACUCGAUCCGCGCCACGGCCUUCUACGCUUUGGGUCUGUUGGGCGCCACCAGCGCAGGCGCAGACGAUCUGGGCAGGCGCGGUUGGCUGUGCACGCGGCACGACCGGCACGACAACUGGCCGGUGAUCAGGGAGGAGUUGGAGGGUGGCGAGGGAACGGAGGGGUUGGAGGGGAGCGUGGAUUCGGAGGAGGAGGUGGAUGAUUUGUUUGAGCGGGAGUUCGAGAACGCUGGCGAGGUCGAGGGGGAGAUGCGAGAUUUUAUGGGGUCUCCGUGUUCGCCUGGUGCUUUGCUUGCCAACUGUCAAGAGAAGGAAUGUCAUGUUUGGCCAGAGUUCACGACGCUCACGUCAAAAAGUCACCACAGAACUCAAAGUAUUGAUCUUAGACAGCUUCGUGAAUGUGUCACUAGAUGCGCGCGUGUUAUCUUUUCAUCGCUGGUAGAGCGUAAUACGAGAAGAUCUUUGUUGACGUUAGUGAGUAAAACAACCGCAAAAUCGAGAUUGCGAGAUUUCAUCGGGUCUACGUGUUCGCCUGAGAGACGUAGGAUGAGACAAUCUACACUGCCAACUAACAAAAGACCUCCAAUAGUGUUUCAUACACGAUCUUUGUCUGAAUCUAAAACGUUCGACGUGAAAAAUGGUUUCGACGAAGAUCACAGUUCGAGUUUAGUUCCUUUUGCGUAUGGAAGACAUAGAAAUAGUUCCAUGACAGAAUCGACCACUUCCGGCGUCAGUUCUUGUGAUUCUUUGCCCAACAAACAUGCAACUGGAGGCAGCUAUUUGAAAACUCUGAGUCCUAUUCCCAGUUCGUCUAGUCUGAGUACUCUCCAGAUACCUACUCAUUUCAAGAGGAUAUCUCGUCCGAUUUCUUCGAACAGUACUACUAAUUCGGAUAUUUCGUCGUCAUCGAUGACAGGUAGCGUUUCGAACGAACUCAGUGUUCAAAAUCUCGUCGGAUACAAUACUCUGAAGCUGUUGCGUAGAAUGGAGGGACUCAAUUUCGAUAGUCCUAAUUACGAACAGGACUAUCUGUUCAAUACGACACCUCAUCUCACGUCUACCGCUUCCACUAUAUCGGACGACUUCAAAAUAAUUGACAAUGGUUUCGUGUCGGUAUUCAGUGUACCGAAGUUCGAAGUCAAAAUGUCACCCCGCCAGGAGGACAGACGGUAUAUGGGCGUAUGCCUGCCCAAGGUUCUGACGGACAUUUUCCCUAGUCAAGAAGAAAUUUCGAGAGAUCCGCACAUUUUUCCCGAUAGCAGUUGUAGUGCCGAAUAUAAUGCUGAUGAUAAACAAAAAUCGUGGAGGCAUUCGAGGAAACAUUGUUUUUCUUGCAGUCGGACGGAAAAUGCGGGGAAAAUGGAUGAUUUAAUCACAGAAAAUCUAAUAACCACCAAUUGUCUCGAUGGUGAUAGCAACUGGCCAGCUCGGUCGUCAGACCUCACCCCACUUGAUUUUCAUUUGUGGGGCUACUUGAAACAACAGGUUUAUGAGUCGCCAAUUGUGAAUAUGGAAGAAAUGAAUGAGAAAAUCACAAAUUUAUGGGCACAAAUUGAUCGAAACCUGGAUGAAUAUUUCGAUCUAACCGAGACAGUUUGUUCUUUCAUGACACAAAUAUCAACAAAUAUUAAUUCUUACGUUGAUCCUCAACAAAAUCAAGGAAGAGGAGAGCAUGACACCAAGCUCAAGACCAUGCAGAGCAUGAAUGAAUCCAAACUGGAAGUUCUGGAAAACGUCGAGAGGUUGCCGAAUCCAAUCUCGAAUAAAUACGUCAAAUCUCACUUGAUACGGUUCAAGCAACGAGAACCGGACACAUUCAAGGACCUUUGCGUGUUCUCCGAGGUCUGCAAAAUGAUGUCGGAGAACAUCUACAGGUUGCCGACCAGGCGCGUACUGCACGAGCUGUUCUUCGACGUUUCUUUCGUCGGGCUAUACGAGGAAGCGAAAAAGUCAUUGGAGAGAGACGUCAGAGAAGAGGAGACGUCGGGAGAGGUAGAGGUAGAGGUGGGGUUGAGUAAUUUGCGAGAGAACAGUUUUUCUAGUGAUAUUUCGAGCCCGACGGAGUCCGUGAAAACUCUGGAUUCUCUCAGGCUCACGUUCAGUGAGAACAAAUUUCCCAUAAGAGAGAAGAAUAAGUAGGGUUGCUUGCAGUUAUCGAAAGUACGGAUAAUACCGGGUGACAACGAGAUUAUCGGACAGGGCGUUGUUCAGUUGUUUUUCAAGUCAGAAUUUUGAAAUACGGGUGGAUGAUAUAGUUCCUUAAAACCCAUAUUUUCCAUAAAAAACAAUUAUCACUUCGGAUUUCACCAGAAAUUGACCUAAUUCAAGAAUUUUAAUUGGAAUUCUGUAUGUAUUUUCACGCCAUUCUAUAGAGCUAGAAAUUUAUUUUUCAGUUAUACAGGGUGUCCCAUAAGUCAAGGAUCGAAAAUAGUGGGGUGGUUAUCCAAUUGUUGGUGGUUCAUGAGUUUUUUUUUAAUUUCUAUAAAAAGAAUUACAAUAAAACUAUGUCACAUUGGUGAUUUUUUCUUUUACAAAUUC